AUGCCUCGGGUCAAGGCGGCGGCGGAGCUCGGGAGGGGCGAGGAGACGACUGCACAAGCACGGUCGAAAAAUCUGCGCGGACCUCUGAAAGUGCACGUCUAUGCAAUGGUGUGUGCUCCCUACUCUGGCACGCGCGGUGGAGACCAGCGUGCCGCCAGGACGCCACGAAGGCUUCCAACCCGAGGCCAACCCGGCGAGGUCAUCGCAGCUCGCCGAGAUCCGGAGGCCCCCUCUCUUUACUCCGUGCUGGAGGCCUCCCAGAGAGGCGGAGCCCGCGCAGACGGAGCCCGAGGUCUCGCCGCGUCGCUGGUCACUCGGCGAUGCCUCGGCGACGUCGGGAUCGAGGGGUGCGGAGGCACGGCUGGUGCCCGUCGUGGCAACAUCGGCUCUGGCCUCUCACACUGCUCGGAUCGCUGA
This is a messenger RNA of Prorocentrum cordatum, 417 nucleotides long. The record is from the annotation of a GenBank genome assembly. NCBI's taxonomy places the organism in Eukaryota, Dinophyceae, Prorocentrales, Prorocentraceae.